AUGUCUACAUUUAAACGAUUAUUCCCUGCUCCACCACCAACUACGAAUGCUUGGAGUAUAAAUCAAUUAAUUAAUAUCACCAAUAAUGAUCAUCACAAUAAAUCCCCUCAUGAGAAAGCCCAUUCAUCUGAUUCAGAUGAUUCAUUUUCAAGUGAUGAUGAUAUAGAAAUAAUUUCUGGUCAACUCAAGAGCAUUUCCACUCCUCAUUCACCAAUAUCACCAUCAAUCAAAGACUGUACAACAGCCGCAACAACAGCCUUAUUUCUGGCUCCAUUCUCAGAAAAAUCAAAUCCCAAUAGUUACACCAAAGCUCAAGAAUCAGGAUAUUGUAAUGGGGAUGACGAAGAAGUAUUGGUAAGUGUUGGUAAAUAUACUAAAAUUAAGAAACCAAAAUUCCCAAAGUCAAAUAAAAUUAAAGGGGGAUCUGGUCACUACAAAUACAAAAUAACAGACAACACUAAAGAUUUACCUCCUUUUAUUAUUAAUACAAAUAGUCCAUGUUAUUCUGAACAUUCACCAAUAUCUCCAGAGUAUCAAUUCACGGCAACAUCAUCUCCAUUUAUCGAUUCGACUGCAAGUUCACCUCUUGUUCAUACUCCAUUGCGUCCUCAAACACCUCAAACAGUAUCUGCCCCUCACCUGUUACCACUACCAAUAGCUCCAGCACCGCCACCUCCAUCACCAUCAGUAGUAGUAUAUCCUCAAUUUGGUAUACCAGUAUAUCAUAUUUCAAUGAUAAGCAAACCCCCGGUAUCACCACAUCCAGUGCCAUCAUCUCCUGUUAUUCAACAGCCAAUUUCUCCCAAAGGAAAUGUCAGUGUUAAGAAGGAAAAUAUUAAACGUCAAAUAGAAUAUUACUUUUCCACAGAAAAUCUUUGCAAGGAUACAUAUCUCAGAUCAUUAUUCAACAAAAACGAUGGUUCCGUCAAGUUAGAUCAGUUAUUGGAGUUUAAUAGAAUGAAAAUAUUGACAAAAAAUGGCAAAUAUACUAAUCUUCUUUUGGAGUCCAUCGAGGAAAUUCCUGUUUUGGAAUUGGUUGAUAAUGAAUGUACCAGUUUUAGACUCAAAAAUUGGCAAGCUUGGGUUAUCUAA
Candida tropicalis MYA-3404 is the source of this 1092-nucleotide messenger RNA. RefSeq names its product Slf1p (gene SLF1). The transcript has a single exon. Gene Ontology annotation, molecular function: RNA binding. The record is from RefSeq and is a predicted model, not a curated record. Lineage: Eukaryota; Fungi; Ascomycota; Pichiomycetes; Serinales; Debaryomycetaceae. The coding region runs from base 1 to 1092 and encodes 363 amino acids.